Molecule: messenger RNA, 788 nt
Organism: Arachis stenosperma
Lineage: Eukaryota; Viridiplantae; Streptophyta; Magnoliopsida; Fabales; Fabaceae
Product: 40S ribosomal protein S15-4
Exons: 4
Coding region: 154-612 (152 amino acids)
Biological process (GO): ribosomal small subunit assembly; translation
Cellular component (GO): cytosolic small ribosomal subunit; ribosome
Molecular function (GO): RNA binding; structural constituent of ribosome
Source: RefSeq, a predicted model, not a curated record
CAAUAGAGAACCCUCGGUCUCGUGAGCCAUUCAUAUAAAUUAUAAAACGUUGUCAUUAGCGGUUUCGCGGAAACCCUAGCUACCACACAAGCUUACAGAGCUAGAAUACAUUCACACAGGGAGUAGCAGCUUCAGCUUCUCAGUUUCGCAACGAUGGCUGAUGUGGAUGCAGAGGUAGCGCCAACUGGAGUACCAAAGAAGAGGACGUUCAAGAAGUUCAGUUUCAGAGGCGUGGAUCUCGAUGCACUCUUGGACAUGUCCACCGAUGAACUCGUUAAGCUCUUCACUGCUCGUGCUCGCAGAAGGUUUCAGCGCGGUUUGACCCGCAAGCCUAUGGCGCUCAUCAAGAAGCUGCGUAAGGCGAAACGUGAGGCCCCAGCCGGUGAGAAGCCAGAGCCUGUGAGGACUCACCUCCGCAACAUGAUCAUUGUUCCUGAGAUGAUUGGUAGCAUCAUUGGUGUUUACAAUGGAAAGACAUUCAACCAAGUUGAAAUCAAACCAGAAAUGAUUGGGCACUAUCUAGCUGAGUUCUCAAUCUCAUACAAGCCUGUUAAGCACGGAAGACCCGGUAUUGGUGCUACUCACUCUUCCAGGUUCAUUCCUCUCAAGUGAAGAGAUGUCACAAGGGCCCUAUCCUUUUCUCUCAUGUUGAACUUUUGCUUGUUUUUCGGGAUUUUUUUUAAUAUUUAUUUUCUAGUUGAUAUUGCUUUACUUUUAUGAUAUUAGUGAGCAUAACUAUGGAUUCCAAUUUUGUCUAGUGAUGAACUUCCUGGAUUUUGUUUUCUUUA